AGCUUGGUGCCGCUGCGGGCUGCCUGAGGGAGUGCUGGUGAGGUGCUGACGGCCGGUACCCGGCACCUGGGCCUGCGACACUGACUGUCGGGCGCGGCGUCGGUGGUGGCGCUGACCCGUGGACCCAGCAGCACGACAUCCUAAAAUAAAUCCAUCAGAAUGACACCUUCUCAGGUUACCUUUGAAAUAAGAGGAACUCUUUUACCAGGAGAGGUUUUUGCAAUAUGUGGAAGCUGUGAUGCUUUGGGAAACUGGAAUCCUCAAAAAGCUGUGGCUCUUCUUCCAGAGAAUGAAACAGGUGAAAGCAUGUUAUGGAAAGCAACCAUUGUACUCAGUAGAGGAGUAUCAGUUCAGUACCGCUAUUUCAAAGGGUGCUUUUUAGAACCAAAGACUAUCGGUGGCCCAUGUCAAGUCAUAGUUCACAAGUGGGAGACUCAUCUACAACCACGAUCAAUAACCCCUUUAGAAAGUGAAAUUAUUAUUGACGAUGGACAAUUUGGAAUCCACAAUGGUAUUGAGACUCUGGAUUCUGGAUGGCUGACAUGUCAGACCGAAAUCAGAUUACGUUUGCAUUAUUCCGAAAAACCUCCUGUCUCAAUAACCAAGAAAAAAUUUAAAAAAUCUAGAUUUAGGGUAAAGCUGACAUUAGAGGGUCUGGAGGAAGAUGAUGAUGAUAGAGUAUCUCCCACUGUUCUUCACAAAAUGUCAAAUAGCCUGGAGAUAUCCUUAAUAAGCGACAAUGAAUUCAAGUGUAGACAUUCACAGCCAGAGUGUGGGUAUGGCUUACAGCCUGACCGUUGGACAGAGUAUAGUAUACAGACAAUGGAACCAGAUAACCUAGAACUAAUAUUUGAUUUUUUUGAGGAAGAUCUCAGUGAACAUGUAGUUCAGGGUGAUGCUUUUCCUGGACAUGUGGGUACAGCAUGUCUCUUAUCGUCCACCAUUGCAGAGAGUGGGAAGAGCGCUGGAAUCCUUACUCUUCCCAUCAUGAGCAGAAAUUCUAGGAAAACAAUAGGCAAAGUGAGAGUUGACUAUAUAAUUAUUAAGCCGUUACCAGGAUACAGUUGUGACAUGAAAUCUUCAUUUUCCAAGUAUUGGAAACCAAGAAUACCAUUGGAUGUUGGACAUCGAGGUGCAGGGAAUUCUACAACAACUGCUCAGCUUGCUAAAGUUCAAGAAAAUACUAUUGCUUCUUUAAGAAAUGCUGCUAGUCAUGGUGCAGCCUUUGUAGAAUUUGAUGUACAUCUUUCAAAAGAUUUUGUGCCUGUGGUGUAUCAUGAUCUCACUUGUUGUUUGACUAUGAAAAAGAAAUUUGACGCUGAUCCAGUUGAAUUAUUUGAAAUUCCAGUGAAAGAGUUAACAUUUGACCAACUCCAGUUGUUAAAGCUCACUCAUGUGACUGCAUUGAAAUCUAAAGAUCUGAAAGAAUCUAUGGUUGAAGAAGAAAAUUCCUUUUCUGAAAAUCAGCCAUUUCCUUCUCUUAAGAUGGUUUUAGAAUCUUUGCCAGAAGAUGUAGGGUUUAACAUAGAAAUUAAAUGGAUCUGCCAACAAAGGGAUGGAAUGUGGGAUGGUAACUUAUCAACAUAUUUUGACAUGAAUCUGUUUUUGGAUAUAAUUUUAAAAACUGUUUUAGAAAAUUCUGGGAAGAGGAGAAUAGUAUUUUCUUCAUUUGAUGCAGAUAUUUGCACAAUGGUUCGGCAAAAGCAGAACAAAUAUCCCAUAUUAUUUUUGACUCAGGGGAAAUCUGAUAUUUACCCUGAACUCAUGGACCUCAGAUCUCGGACAACUCCCAUUGCAAUGAGCUUUGCACAAUUUGAAAAUCUACUGGGGAUAAAUGCACAUACUGAAGACCUACUCAGAAAUCCGUCCUAUAUUCAAGAAGCAAAAGCUAAGGGACUGGUCAUAUUCUGCUGGGGCGAUGAUACCAAUGAUCCUGAAAACAGAAAGAAAUUAAAGGAAUUUGGAGUUAAUGGUCUAAUUUAUGAUAGGAUAUAUGAUUGGAUGCCUGAACAGCCAAAUAUAUUCCAAGUGGAGCAGUUGGAACGCCUGAAGCAAGAAUUACCAGAGCUUAAGAGCUGUUUGUGUCCUACUGUUAGCCGCUUUGUUCCCUCAUCUUUGUGUGGGGAGCCUGACAUUCUUGUGGAUGCCAAUGGCAUUGAUAAUGUGGAGAGUGCUUAGUGAUUACUGGGUGGAGACAUCACCAUUUGGGGCAUGCACCGCUAUUUUGGGUAUUCACUUUUCAUCACCAAGCACUGUUUAUGCCUUUUAGGUUUUCAGUCCAAUGAAGCAAUAAUGAAGUAUUUUCUAUUUCAUUGCGGUUCUUGCUAGAAUUUCAAGUAUGCUAUUUAAAUCACUUGGCCAGGUAUAAUUACCAGUCAGUCUCUUUACAAUGAGAAUAUUUAUUUGUUGGUAUAAAUACUUUAAAUAUGUAAAUGGAUAAUGUUAAACAUGGAUUUUGGAAUUAGCUAUAUAAAUAUCUCAUAUUUACACUUACUACAGCUUUUUAUUUGAUCAGGUCAGAAAUACUUAGCACUCAGAAGACCAUGACUAUGCAUAAUUAUACCUGACCAUGGGAAAAAUAAGUACCUCAAAUGCAUGUAUUUGCACUGGUGAUUCCAACUGCACAAACCUUUGUGCCAUCUAUGUGUAUAAUGUAUUUUUCACAUGAAUUGACAUGCACACCAUUUUCAUUCAGUAUGAACCUUGAGGCUGCUGCCAUUUUCCCAUUUAACCAAACCAAUACCUGUGUA
Budorcas taxicolor (takin) is the source of this 2750-nucleotide messenger RNA. It is a transcript of the gene GPCPD1, whose product is annotated as glycerophosphocholine phosphodiesterase 1. Gene Ontology annotation, molecular function: glycerophosphocholine phosphodiesterase activity; starch binding. Bases 160 to 2178 code for a protein of 672 amino acids. The transcript is spliced from 20 exons. Gene Ontology annotation, biological process: glycerophospholipid catabolic process. The record is from RefSeq and is a predicted model, not a curated record. Lineage: Eukaryota; Metazoa; Chordata; Mammalia; Artiodactyla; Bovidae.